Messenger RNA from Letharia lupina, 960 nucleotides. RefSeq lists its product as uncharacterized. The record is from RefSeq and is a predicted model, not a curated record. Lineage: Eukaryota; Fungi; Ascomycota; Lecanoromycetes; Lecanorales; Parmeliaceae. The coding region runs from base 1 to 960 and encodes 319 amino acids. The transcript is spliced from 3 exons.
AUGUCGUUCGAUUACAACCUCUCCAAGGACGAGGACCUCUGGGACCAGGCAGUCAAGCUUGAUGACCGGCAGAAAGUCGACUUCUCACGAGAAGCUAAGAGGGAGGCUCUCUUGGAUAUCUUCGUCGUUGCAGAGAAAGAGAAGACGUCUAUGAAAGGGAGACGAUGGAAGCUAGGAAAGAGGAGUGACGGGGAGCCGAUCGUCUUGCGAGACGUGUUGGGAAGGAUCGCAGGUUGGAUCGACAGCUAUAAGGAUGUGGUGAUAAAUACCGUGAACUAUGACCCAUCCAUGUGGCUCUUCCAUGGGCUGCUGUACACGAUCCGUUCUAUAGAGAAUUCUCUGCGCGGCCGUCAAUGUCUUCGUAAGGCAAUACAGUGGACUCCGUUGCGCUUUGCAGUUGAGAACGGGCACGACGAAGUUGUGCACCUCGUGUGGAAAUCUGAUCCCGACGUUGAAGCUGCAGCACACGAUGGGAAGAGAGCCUUGGAUCCGGCAGUAGAGAUGAGCCAAGCCAAGACUUUGGAUAUCGGCCUCGCAGCGGAUGCCAAUAUACAGGCCGGUGUAGACGACGGGCGCAAUCCGCUAAUGUUCGCGCUGCGCAACGAUCGAGGCUUAGCGAUCAUUAAAUCACUCUCCAAUAACCGCGCUGAGCUAGAAGCUACAAGUGGCAAUGCACGAACAGCUUUACAGUGGUCAGUAAAUCGCUUGGGUCUCAUGUUUGCGAAUCUCUCGUUGAGUUGUUCGGCCAAAGUGAAUGCCUCGGAACGGGGUGGCAACACCGCAGAAGUAUCGAAGCAAUUGGACGUUGAUAAUGGAUUCUUUCGAGGUUUGCAACGUCUGAAGAUGCCGAGUCGAGGAUGGAAAGACGCAGACGCGGGGAAGUUGAAUGAGAGCGUCGAGACUGAGGAGGAGUGGCUUGAGCGAUUGGGUGAGCACCGCGAGGCUGAGUACCUGGAGUAG